Ilex paraguariensis (yerba mate) is the source of this 1428-nucleotide messenger RNA. The record is from the annotation of a GenBank genome assembly. Lineage: Eukaryota; Viridiplantae; Streptophyta; Magnoliopsida; Aquifoliales; Aquifoliaceae.
AUGGCAGAAACCACCAGAAUCCUCCACACCACACUCAUACCAAGUUUCUUGCAAAACCCAUCCCCACCUCUCAAAACCACUCACUUUCACUCUCAAACCAUCCUGCGACGAAACCCAAUUCGAUGCUCUAUCUCUACCAGUAGUGACACCACCAAAAGCACCACAACGGACCAUCUUCAGAUUCCGUGGGGCUGCGACGUAGAUUCUCUAGAAAAUGCGUCGGCGUUGCAGAAAUGGCUGUCGGAAUCCGGUCUACCUCCCCAGAAAAUGGGCAUAGAGAGGGUGGAUAUUGGGGAGAGAGGGCUAGUUGCUCUCAAGAAUAUCAGGAAGGGAGAGAAGUUGCUUUUUGUGCCUUCCUCUCUUUUCAUCACUGCAGAUUCGGAGUGGAGCUUCCCAGAGGCUGGUGAAGUUUUAAAAAGGUAUAAUGUACCGGAUUGGCCAUUGCUUGCGACCUAUUUGAUUAGCGAGGCAAGUCUCAUGAAGAAUUCAAGAUGGAGUAACUAUAUAUCAGCCUUGCCUAGACAGCCCUACUCACUUUUGUACUGGACUCGUUCAGAACUUGAUAGGUACCUGGAAGCUUCACAGAUUAGACAGCGGGCAAUUGAAAGGAUUAAUGAUGUUACUGGCACAUACGAUGACUUGAGAUUAAAGAUAUUUUCCAAAUAUCCUCAUUUAUUUCCAGAAGAGGUGUUCAACAUGGAGAGUUUCAAAUGGUCAUUCGGAAUUCUUUUCUCACGAUUGGUCCGGUUGCCCUCAAUGGAUGGAAGGGUUGCCUUGGUUCCUUGGGCCAACAUGCUGAAUCAUAGUUGUGAGGUGGAAACAUUUUUAGAUUAUGAUAAAUCUUCACAAGGUGUUGUGUUCACAACUGAUCGGCCAUAUCAGCCAGGUGAGCAGGUUUUUAUAUCAUACGGUAAGAAGUCUAAUGGAGAGCUACUGCUGUCAUAUGGAUUUGUUCCUGGGGAAGGGACCAAUCCUAGAGAUUCAGUUGAGUUGUCGUUGUCUCUUAGAAAAUCUGACAAAUGUUAUAAGGAGAAGUUGGAGGCUCUGAAGAAGUAUGGAUUGUCAACGCCACAAUGUUUUCGUUUGCAAAUCACUGGUUGGCCUCUGGAGUUAAUGGCAUAUGCUUAUUUAGCAGUCAGCCCCCCAAGUAUGAUCAGACAGUUUGAAGAGAUGGCUGCAGCAGCAUCUAAUAAGACAUCAUCCAAAAAGGAUAUCAGAUAUCCGGAAAUAGAGGAACAAGCACUACAAUUUAUCUUGGAUGCUUGUGAGUCCAGCAUUUCAAAAUACACCAAAUUCCUUCAGGCAAGCGGAUCUAUGGAUUUGGAUGUGACAUCUCCAAAGCAGCUCAAUCGGAAAUUAUUUUUGAAACAACUAGCGGUAGACUUGUGUACUAGUGAACAGAGGAUAUUGUUUCGUUCCCAAUAUUGA